AAAGUAUCGUCAGUAGCUGAGCAUGGUAAAUCGUUUGCCAGCGCCCUGGAGCUAAUACACGCCAUCGACUCGGACGUGAAACUGUACCGGAUCAUUGCCGAAAAGGUGUUUGACGAUCUAAGGCCCAAAGCGGUCGACAUGGAGUUUGACGUCGACCAGUCCCUAAUGAACGCCAAUCUGAGGGCGUUUUUCAUACAGUCUGGCGAUGACUCGUUCACCGGAAACUCCGUACAACUGCACCCGCCUAAGGGUCAGGCCGAUUGCACAUCACUGGACCAGGUGCCCGAUUAUAAGAUAGACGGCCUGGCUACUAAGGUGAACAAACAGGAAUUUAUUGGUAAGAACUUU
Molecule: messenger RNA, 348 nt
Organism: Oppiella nova
Lineage: Eukaryota; Metazoa; Arthropoda; Arachnida; Sarcoptiformes; Oppiidae
Source: the annotation of a GenBank genome assembly